AUGACUGAAGACGACUUCAAUUAUUAUGUUCAUGGACUAUAGGGUUUCUGGCAAGGAUACAUGAAAGGCCUAUACAAUUCAAACACUCCAAGGCACAUUACAGAUUUGUGUUUGAAUGAUGACAUUUCAAAGAGAAUAGCCAAUAUGAUAUUUGUUGUGAAAGAGCAGGAUUUCUUCUUGAUAUUUGAUCUUGUGAGAGAUUUCAUGGCUGUAACAGCUAAUAUCGAUGAAUGUGGACUAGAGAAAAGCAUAAUUGAGGUUGAGAAGUUCUGCCUUAAAAACGACUGCUCUCCUCCGACUAUAUUCGGAGGACUAGCUGCUAAGGCAUUCCAAAUAUUUGACAAGUUAACUACCAUUGCAGAUAUGCUUCAAGAAUUCCCAGGAGAUGAUGCCUAGGAGGUAUUUGACCAAGGCUAAUCUAUUGGCAAAGCACUAGGAUCAAUGAUCAGAAUUAUCUUCAAUUUCCAACACCAUUGA
Stylonychia lemnae is the source of this 477-nucleotide messenger RNA. Lineage: Eukaryota; Ciliophora; Spirotrichea; Sporadotrichida; Oxytrichidae. The record is from the annotation of a GenBank genome assembly.